CCCGGCUGCCAUGUUGCAGCGCGCGUGACAUCCGGGCCGCACGUCAGAGUGCGGAUUGUGUAUGUUCCCUUCUCCAGUCAGCCGGGUCCUAGCCCGCUCGGUGCUAAUGGAGUAACCCGGGCCCGGCUCCCGGCAGCGGCUAGUCCCCGGGUCCACCCAGCGAGCAGGGACGCCGCGUCCGGCCUCCCGGCCGCCGCGAUGCCCAGCGUGCGGCUGCCACCCAAGGAGAGCGCCCUCUUCAAACGCGUUCUGAAAUGUUAUGAACAGAAGCAGUACAAAAAUGGCCUCAAGUUUUGCAAGAUGAUUCUUUCAAAUCCUAAAUUUGCUGAACACGGAGAGACUUUGGCUAUGAAAGGAUUAACGUUGAACUGUUUAGGAAAAAGAGAAGAAGCAUACAAAUUCAUUCGUAAAGGACUUCAUAAUGAUGUCAGGAGUCAUGUCUGUUGGCAUGCGUAUGGCCUUCUGCAACGUUCUGAUAAGAAAUAUGAUGAAGCUAUUAAGUGUUACCGAAAUGCCCUCAAAUUAGAUAAAGAUAAUCUGCAAAUCUUGAGGGAUCUCUCUCUGUUGCAGAUUCAGAUGCGAGAUCUUGAAGGUUAUCGAGAGACAAGAUAUCAGCUUCUUCAAUUGCGCCCAACACAGCGUGCUUCCUGGAUUGGGUAUGCCGUUGCAUACCAUCUGCUGAAAGAUUAUGAUAUGGCGCUAAAGCUAUUAGAAGAAUUUAGACAGACUCAGCAAGUUCCUCUCAACAAAGUAGAUUAUGAAUAUAGUGAACUGAUACUAUAUCAGAAUCAAGUGAUGAGAGAGGCAGAUUUAUUUCAGGAAUCUUUGAAUCAUAUAGAAACGUACAAGAAACAGAUAUGUGAUAAACUUUUGGUAGAAGAAAUUAAGGGGGAAAUGCUGUUGAAAUUGGGAAGAUUAAAAGAAGCCAGCGAAGUAUUCAAAAACUUGAUUGAUCGCAAUGCAGAAAAUUGGUGUUAUUAUGAAGGCUUGGAAAAAGCUUUGCAACUUCGCUCUUUAGAAGAGAGACUUCAGAUUUACGAAGAAAUUAGUAAGCAGCACCCCAGAGCAAUUUCACCUAGAAGAUUACCUUUGAACCUUGUCCCAGGUAAAAAAUUUCGAGAACUCAUGGAUAAAUUCCUGAGACCAAACUUCAGUAAAGGUUGCCCACCCUUGUUUACUACUUUGAAAUCUUUAUAUUGUAAUACAGAAAAGGUUUCAAUAAUCCAGGAAAUUGUUACUAAUUAUGAAGCUUCUCUUAAAAUGAAUGACUUUUUUAGUCCUUCUGAGAAUGGGGAAAAGGAACCUCCAACGACUCUACUCUGGGUUCAAUAUUUCCUGGCACAGCACUUUGAUAAACUUGGGCAAUAUUCUCUGGCUUUGGAUUAUAUUAAUGCUGCUAUUGCCAGUACUCCAACUCUAAUAGAAUUAUUCUAUAUGAAAGCAAAAAUUUACAAGCAUAUGGGUAAUCUCAAAGAAGCUGUAAAGUGGAUGGAUGAAGCACAGUCUUUGGACACAGCUGAUAGAUUCAUUAAUUCCAAAUGUGCAAAAUAUAUGCUUCGAGCAAAUAUGAUAAAAGAAGCAGAGGAAAUGUGUUCCAAAUUCACAAGGGAAGGAACAUCUGCCAUGGAAAAUUUAAAUGAAAUGCAGUGUAUGUGGUUUCAGACAGAAUGCAUUUUGGCUUAUCAGCGGCUAGGGAGAUACGGUGAUGCCUUGAAAAAAUGCCAUGAAGUAGAACGACAUUUUUUUGAGAUAACCGAUGAUCAAUUUGACUUCCAUACAUACUGCAUGAGAAAGAUGACCCUUCGUGCUUAUGUUGACCUUUUGAGAUUAGAAGAUAUUCUCAGAAGACAUGCCUUUUAUUUCAAGGCUGCUAGAUCAGCAAUUGAAAUAUACUUGAAAUUACAUGAUAACCCUUUAACCAGUGUGAGCAAACAACAAGAAAUAAAUGCAGAAAAUCUGUCGACCAAAGACUUGAAGAAAAUGCUUAGCAAGCAAAGAAGAGCUCAGAAAAAGGCUAAGUUAGAAGAAGAGAGAAAGCAUGCAAAAAAGGAAUGUCAACCAAAAAAUCAAAAGAAAAAAAGAGAUGAUGAAGAAGAAGUCAGUGAUUUUAAGGAAGAACUGACACCUGAAAAACUAGAAAGGGUAGAAAAUCCAUUAGAAGAAGCCAUCAAGUUCCUCACACCACUUAAGAACCUUGUUGCUGAUAACAUUUACACCCAUCUGUUAGCAUUUGAAAUAUACUUUAGAAAAGGAAAGUUUCUGUUAAUGUUGCAGUCUGUUAAACGAGCCUUUGCUAUCGACAGUAAUAAUCCAUGGUUGCAUGAAUGCUUAAUUAGAUUUUCUAAAUCUGUAUCUAAUCAUAGUAAUCUUCCAGACAUUAUGAGCAAAGUUCUUUCUCAAGAAAUGCAGAAACUAUUUGUCAACAAAGAUUUGCACAGUUUUAAUGAGGAUUUUCUCAAACACAACACUACCUCUCUUCAGCAUCGACUUUCAGGUGCUAAAAUGAUGUAUUUUCUGGACAAGUCAAGGCAAGAGAAAGCAGUUGCUAUAGCCACUAGGGUGGACGAAACAAUAAAAGAUAAAAAUGUGAAGAUUUUAAUAAAGGUUUCUGAAGCACUACUCAAUGGCAGCUUUGGGAACUGUAGUUCCCAGUAUGAAGAAUACAGGAAGGCCUGUCAUAACCUGCUUCCAUUUGCAUCUGCCUUCCUGCCACCUGUGAAAGAAACCCUCAGUCCUGCUGCAGCGCUGAACCACACAGCUGACUCUGAUGUCUUGGCAUGUGAAAUUUGAAGUCUUGUGGGAAGUUGGCUCCCACAGACUCAAAGCUGAAUUCACAUCAGGGUUUCUUUUCUAGGUGAAUUUUAAUAUUGGUAGGAAAUGAAAUAUUUGCAAGUUUUGAAUGGUAUGUUGUAUAAACUUUAUUCUGUCUCUGUCAAUUUAUAUAGAUCUGUUAAAAAUAACUUGUUUAUACUUGUACAGCCUUAAACUCUUGAGUAAUCAUCACUGUUGCUUCUAUAUUAUAUUCAAGAGAGUUUCUGAUGAAGUCGUAGACAGUGCUCUUGUGUAAUUUUUUUUUUUUUUUUUUUUAGGCCAGGGUCCCCCUGAACCCCCAACUGGCCUGGAAUUCACUAUGUAGACCAGGCUGGUCUUGAACUCACAGAGAUCUGCCUGCUUCUGCUUCCUGAAUGCUGGGAUUAAAGGCAUGUGCCACCACACCCAGCUGUGUUAUUUUCUCUAGCUCCUAGUUUCAGUAUCUCUUGAUCCCUUGUUUUAUUUGUCAUGUUUAUUUGCUUGCUUAUUGUAUUUUAAAGUGUUAACUGUAUAUUAAGAAAUAUCUAUAUUUUUCAUUUUGGUAGAUACUGAGAUUUGCUCCUUUUUCACUUAAUUUUUCAUGAUUGGCCAUUUCCUUUGUAAUAUAUACAAAAAUGACACUUCAUGCUUUAAUAAGAGUAUUCUAGUUUUAUGUUGAUUCAGAAUGUGAAGACUGGCUUGCCUCUUACCAUGUAAAUUUACUGGUAAGUUGGUUGUGUAUCUAUCCUAAUCUUAAAGACUCACGUGGAGGAAUUGUACUUUCUUCAUUGAGUUGCUUAGAGUUAACAAGUAGCUUAUUCUGAGAAGUGUGCUUCAAGGGAAGAUAAUAGGGCAAAAUACUAAUUAAAAUACUGUCACCCUUACCAUUCAUUAACUAUUAAAUGAAUUUUUAGAUCUCUCAGUAAAAUGAGAAUUUAAACUAUCAUUAAUUGAACUGCUAAAUCAUAGUGUUGUUAAACAAUAUUUGGGAGGGACCUUUUUGCUAUAUCUUAUAUAGCAAACAAUAUGUCUUAGCUGUGUAAAUAUGUCUAUUAUCUACUGCUCUUAAGCAGAUGUAAACCCAGAGGGUGAUUUUAUUUAGAUAAACAGCUCUAAGUGAUUUUUCUUUUGUCUCUUUAGAUUCAUAAUUUCUGAGAGGGGGACAAAUUCACUGUAAAAUAAUGCCAACCUAGAUAAUGCAUAAUAAAUUAUUUUG
Messenger RNA from Nannospalax galili (Upper Galilee mountains blind mole rat), 4006 nucleotides. RefSeq names its product N(alpha)-acetyltransferase 16, NatA auxiliary subunit (gene Naa16). Gene Ontology annotation, biological process: N-terminal peptidyl-methionine acetylation. Gene Ontology annotation, cellular component: NatA complex; cytoplasm. NCBI's taxonomy places the organism in Eukaryota, Metazoa, Chordata, Mammalia, Rodentia, Spalacidae. The record is from RefSeq and is a predicted model, not a curated record. Bases 199 to 2790 code for a protein of 863 amino acids. The transcript is spliced from 20 exons. Gene Ontology annotation, molecular function: protein-N-terminal amino-acid acetyltransferase activity; protein binding.